UUCCACCAACGUUGUCCGCUUCACUGCAGCGGCUCCUCCUUUCCAAACAAUUGGGAGCUGUAGUGAGAGAAAAUCCUCUCUCUCUCUCUCUCACGGUAACCGAAAGUCCGAAACAAGAACCAACAGGUAGAGUGAAAUGCAACAGCACGCAUCCCAAAACCCUAACCCACUUCCCCUAUACACCCUCUCCAAUCAUCUCUACACCAACCACUACCCCUCCCACUACCAACCCCCAAGUCCUAGCCCUAACCCUAACCCAUCAAUUGAUCCUCGUCAACCCCAUUACACCGCUGGGCCUGCCGUUUAUCCAUACGCUUCUGUUAGCUCGUUGCCACAAAUCCAUGGUGGUGGUGGUGUUGGGUUCGAAGCCUACCAGACCCAUGUGGCCUAUCCUCAUCACCAGACGUCGGCAGUUCCAUCUGGGUACUAUCAGGACCCGAAUUGGUCGGCGAAUGGGGUGAUUCCGCAUUACGGGUCAACUCGUUAUGCGACUGGCAUAUCGAUCCCUCCAAAUGGGCCGGUGCAGUUGGUGCCCGCAAAAGCAAACUCAACAUCGUGGCCUAAUCCACAGCCACGAGGUAAUAACAAAACUUGGAAGAGGGUCCCACAUAAAACAAAGGUCGUACAAUCUGUAUGGUGUGAGGUUUGCAAGGUUGAGUGUGACACCAAGGAUGUUCUCAACAAGCAUAAAUCAGGUAAGAAGCACAAGAGGAAUAUGGACAAACUGAAAGAAGCAGCUGCGCCACACCAUGUUGCUUCAGAUAAUCCAGUGAUUGGGCCACAAGAAAAUCCUGCUGGGAAGGGGAAAGGUAGAAGAAAGGCAGACGUAUCGGUGGAGGAUUUUGAAGCAAAGAGGCGGAAGGUAUUGGAAGGUGGGGCAGCCGCGGAUGCUGUUAGGACGUGCGCGAUAUGCAAAGUGGUUUGUAAUAGUGAAGUUGUUUUCAAGUAUCACAUUGAAGGACAGAAACAUCUUGCCAUGAUGAAGAGGCAUGCACUCGGUUUGUAGUAGUCACCGCCGCCUAAAAUACGCGAGGAGAUUGUAAGCACAAUUUAAGUUUUCAAGCUAUAUUCGCGCGUUUCUCUUUUUCGUCGUUUCAUUUCUGGUUGUUCAGGUCUUGAUAUUGGCCUAUUGUAAGGUAUCCAUUGAGAAGAGAUGGAAUUGCUGUUGAUAAAAAACUUGCUUUGUGAAUUGUGAAAGGAACUUAUGUA
This is a messenger RNA of Rhododendron vialii, 1209 nucleotides long. RefSeq lists its product as uncharacterized. Gene Ontology annotation, molecular function: nucleic acid binding; zinc ion binding. Lineage: Eukaryota; Viridiplantae; Streptophyta; Magnoliopsida; Ericales; Ericaceae. The transcript is spliced from 2 exons. The record is from RefSeq and is a predicted model, not a curated record. The coding region runs from base 137 to 1006 and encodes 289 amino acids.